AUGGGUGACUUCAACGAUUUAUUGCAUCAAAGUGAAAAGAGGAGCCGAGCACCCCACCCGCCCUGGUGUAUUACGGGGUUUGGGGAUGCAGUGGCGGAUUGUGGGCUUCAGGAUAUGCCGUUUUCUGGAUACCAGUAUACAUGGGUCCGCUCACGGGGAAGGAGUAAUAUGGCGGAGGAAAAGCUAGACCGGAUUCUCGUGACUGAGGACUGGAGGACUAUGUUUGCAGAGACUACGUCGUGUUCCUUACCUUGUGUUUAUAGUGAUCACAUUCCGUUGCUUCUAACUCCGAUAGUUGCGGUAAAUGGUGUGCGUCGGAAACGGUUUCUCUUUGAUAAUAUGUGGCUCAGGGAGGAUAGGUGUCGUGAAAUUGUAGCUCACAGCUGGGAACGAACUAGAGGGCAGGAUGUGUUACAUAGAAUUGAAAUCUGUGGCCGUGACAUCUGGAGAUGGGGGAAGUCUUAUAACAGGGACUUCAAGAGACGAAUAGACCAGUGCAAGUUAAGGUUGGAGAGGUUGCAAUCACGGUAUGACCAAGGUAGUGUGGCAGCAUAUGAGCAAGCCGAAAGGGAUUAUAUAGCUGUGUUAGAGCAGCAGCAUUAUUUUUGGAAACAGAGAGCGAAAGAACACUGGUACAAGGGGGAGAUUGCAAUAGUAGGUAUUUCCAUAAUUCAGUAA
Ipomoea nil (Japanese morning glory) is the source of this 678-nucleotide messenger RNA. RefSeq lists its product as uncharacterized. The transcript has a single exon. The record is from RefSeq and is a predicted model, not a curated record. NCBI's taxonomy places the organism in Eukaryota, Viridiplantae, Streptophyta, Magnoliopsida, Solanales, Convolvulaceae. The coding region runs from base 1 to 678 and encodes 225 amino acids.